Cryptomeria japonica (Japanese cedar) is the source of this 909-nucleotide messenger RNA. RefSeq lists its product as uncharacterized. The transcript has a single exon. Lineage: Eukaryota; Viridiplantae; Streptophyta; Pinopsida; Cupressales; Cupressaceae. The record is from RefSeq and is a predicted model, not a curated record. The coding region runs from base 1 to 909 and encodes 302 amino acids.
AUGGAUACGAAGGAGAAAAGUUUACAUCAGCUGGGAACGUUUGGAGUUGUAGGAGAUGUCUUCAAAAUCAUUCAGUCUCAGCCUAAAUUGCUCAGGACCAUAACUCUAGUGUCGAUUCUCUCUCCCGUUUUAAUAACACUGACAAACAUUUUUAUUGGGCCACAUGUUUUCUCUAUGAUUUUUUACCAGGAAAUAUAUGAAGUAUGGGAUCUGUACAUACUAAAUUGGAUGGAGUUUAUGGUACUGGAACUUGUAUGGACAACAUUGUUUUUUGUGGGGUUGAUGCCUUCUAUAGGAGUAGUUGGGUAUACUGUGGCCGAUGUUUACAAUGGGGAGCAGGGAAACUCUAUCACAUCCCUUCCCGCCGUGUGGAAACGGAUGCUCAUAACAUGCCUGUGGUAUUUUCUUAUGAACUUCGUGAUUAUUUUGGGUUGUUCUUUUGUUCUGUUGCUAUCAGUAAUGAUACAGUAUUGGCUACUCCUUUUAGUUGGGAUGGUGAUUGGUCUGGUAGUGUUCGUGUACUUGGGAAUGUACGUGGCAAUAGUGUGGCAGGUGGCGAAUGUAGUGAGUGUUAUGGAGGAGGAAUAUUAUGGAUGGGAGGGCAUGAAGAAUAGCCGCCAUCUGAUUCAUGGAAAGCGCACCACAGCGUGGGCGCUCUUUGUAGCUUUGAUUGUAAUUGUUGGUCUGUUUAAUUUUGUAGCGGUUAUAGGUUGUUUUUGUCUAGUAGGAUUCGGGGCCAAGUUGUUGUAUGCAAUAGCCUAUGUGGUGUUGGCUUGUGUCAUUAAUUUGAUGUGGGAGGUAACGCAGAGUGUGCUCUACUUUGUGUGCAAAUCUCACCACGGGCACAGCGUAGAUGAAUGGUGUUCUUUGGAGAGCUGCCAUGAGAAGACCAACAAUAAUAAUUGCUAG